AUGGCAAGCACAGAGGAAGUGUCACAGGAACGAGCCGAGAAUUCCAUUCAGGUGUCCAUGACGAAAAAGCCAACCUUCUAUGCUCGUAUCGGAAAAAGAAUGUUUACCGGAAAUGAGGAAAAAAGCCCAUUCGACGAAGUUAUAAUAACAGGUUUGGGCAGCGCCACCAAAAUUGCAAUUGGUGCAGCGUCCAUAAUGGAAAAGGAAGAUAUAGGACAAAUCAUCAAAAUUGAAACGGCCUACUUUAGCUCAGAUCGAAUCAACAGGAGGAUACCGAAAAUAACAAUCGUUCUGAAGAAACACCCAGAUUUUGUCGCAAGUUAA
Molecule: messenger RNA, 324 nt
Organism: Plasmodium knowlesi strain H
Lineage: Eukaryota; Apicomplexa; Aconoidasida; Haemosporida; Plasmodiidae
Product: DNA/RNA-binding protein Alba 3, putative
Exons: 3
Coding region: 1-324 (107 amino acids)
Molecular function (GO): nucleic acid binding
Source: RefSeq, a predicted model, not a curated record